This is a messenger RNA of Musa acuminata AAA Group (dessert banana), 1734 nucleotides long. Its product is annotated as tryptophan--tRNA ligase, chloroplastic/mitochondrial-like. Lineage: Eukaryota; Viridiplantae; Streptophyta; Magnoliopsida; Zingiberales; Musaceae. Gene Ontology annotation, biological process: tryptophanyl-tRNA aminoacylation. Bases 51 to 1268 code for a protein of 405 amino acids. Gene Ontology annotation, cellular component: mitochondrion; chloroplast. The record is from RefSeq and is a predicted model, not a curated record. The transcript is spliced from 15 exons. Gene Ontology annotation, molecular function: tryptophan-tRNA ligase activity; ATP binding.
GAAGUGAGGUGGGAAUAAGGGGAGAGAGAUUAGCGCUGCGAGGAUUGGCGAUGGCUCGCGCUCUCCUAUCUCAGUUGCUCAUCCUCUCCGACCGCCCCCCUCGCUUCUCCACAUCGAUCAUCGGCCGUGGUCGAGAUCUCACAAGAACCCGAGGAGCUGUCCCGUCUCGUUUCCCUCUCUUGCCCGGCUUGGACUUUAGAUGCAAUUGCACCGCUUCCUCUCCUGUGGCCGAGGCCCCGGGGGUUUCUCCCAGCCCUAUUAGGAAAAGGGUUGUUUCUGGGGUCCAACCUACGGGAUCAGUACACCUUGGAAAUUACCUUGGUGCAAUUAAAAAUUGGAUUCUCCUUCAGGAUACUUAUGAUACACUCUUCUUCAUUGUAGACUUACAUGCAAUCACACUACCAUAUGAUACCCCAGAGUUGUUGAAAGCAACAAGAAGUACAGCUGCUAUAUAUCUAGCUUGUGGUGUCGACCCACUCAAGGCUUCAAUAUUUGUGCAAUCUCAUGUCCGUGCUCAUGUGGAGUUGAUGUGGCUGCUCAGUUCUGCUACACCACUUGGUUGGCUGAACAGGAUGAUCCAAUUUAAAGAAAAAUCUCGGAAGGCGGGUGAUGAGAAUGUCGGAGUUUCACUUUUAACUUAUCCUGUCCUAAUGGCUUCAGAUAUUUUGUUAUAUCAGACUGAUUUGGUACCAGUUGGUGAGGAUCAGAAACAACAUUUGGAACUUACUCGUGAACUAGCUGAACGCAUAAAUUAUUUAUACGGAGGAAGGAAGUGGAAGAAACUGGGGGGGAGAGGUGGUGCACUGUUCAAGGUUCCUGAAUCCCUUAUUCCACCUAUUGGGGCCCGGGUGAUGUCCUUGACUGAUGGUCUUUCAAAGAUGUCGAAGUCUGCUCCUUCAGAUCAGUCUCGGAUCAAUCUUCUUGACACAAAAGAUGUAAUUGCAAACAAGAUAAAGCGUUGCAAGACCGACUCACAUCCUGGAUUGGAAUUUGAUAAUCCAGAAAGACCUGAAUGCAAUAAUCUUCUAUCCAUCUAUCAGAUUAUUACUGGGAGGACGAAAGAGGAAGUUGAACAUGAAUGCCGAGAUAUGAACUGGGGAACAUUCAAAGCAACCCUCGCAGAUGCUCUAAUUGAUCAUCUACUCCCAAUUCAGGUUACAUUUGGAUAUCAUUACACAAUUGUUUGGCUCGGUACUCGGAGAUCACCUCUGAUCCAGCAUAUCUGGAUCAGAUUUUGUCAGAGGGGGCUAGAAAAGCAGCCGAUAUAGCAGAAACCACUCUCAAUAAUGUCUAUCAAGCUAUGGGGUUUCUGCAGAGAUAGUUUUGUUCCAAGAUAACUUCAGUAGCUUCGGAUGCAUUUGAAGGGGAACCGUCAAGUUAAAGUGUGACCGUGCUUUGAAUUCUCCAGGCAAUUCACUGCAUAAGUGCUGAGUUAUCCUCUCAUUCUUCGAACAAAGAGCAGCAUUCAUGAUUAGUCCACAGCAGAUGACAAAAUUCUUGUGUACUGAUAAUCAUAGUUUUGUGUUUGACUUGAUGCAGCAGUAAUUUAUAAGUAAAAUGAUCAAAAUUUAAGGGUCAUUCCAUAAAUUAUUUGGUAGAAAGGCACUUGUGAUUUUUAACCUAGAAAAGCUACAUCCUCAGAAUUAGCUGGAAAUAUGUAUUGCUACUUGCAAUUCUGUAAUUGAACCCUUUGCCUCAGUUUAUAAAUUGUAAACUGGAUAUUUUGUUUUACAA